AUGUUUUCUUUGAGGUCGCUUUCUUCGGUAGUUCUCGAAAACAAGUCCUUUCUUACCCAGACUCGUCGCUUCGCGCACUCUCGCGACAGCUACACUCGACUUUCGCAACUCCGUAAUGCGACAGGACCUAUAAACAAGAUGCAGAAUUCUCCCAGAAAACCCCAGGCCGACCAGAAACGGCGCAAGAAGGGCAGAGCCGAUCGGUCUAAGAACUCUGGCUUUGACGAAGUGCUCCAAACUGAUAUCGACCAGCUAUUGCUGAAGAACAAGCCUCAGACUGAGACCGAUGCUUCCCCCGCCCCGCCUGUUCUGCCAGAGCUCUUCACAGAAUUCGAAGUAACAGUAUCUGAGCUGUCCUCCACAGGUGAUGGUCUCGCACUUUCAGAGAACAAGGACCAUGUCUACGUUGUUCCCUUCAGCGUACCAGGAGAUAAAGUGCUGGUCAAGGUUGUCCGGCACCAUGAACCACUAUCGCACAGUCUGACGGACUUUAUCAAAGUCCUUGAGCCCGGGCCUCAGAGGAACGAUGCUGCAAUUGGGUGCAAGUACUUCGGCAAAUGCUCGGGAUGCCAGUUGCAGAUGAUGUCGUACGAGGACCAGCUAGCGCACAAGAAACGCAUCGUCGAGAAGGCGUACGCCAACUUCUCUGGCCUCAUUCCAGAGCUAAUCCCCGCGGUCGACGACACUUUCGCGUCGCCCUUACAAUACGGAUACCGGACAAAGCUGACGCCACACUUCGCGGCCGUUGGAGGAGCGGGAAGGGGGAAGAAGAAGACGAUACCAGAGGGAACUCCCAUUGAGGUGCCACCUAUCGGCUUCACAUUAAAAAAUCGACGCCUGGAUCUGGACAUUGAGGACUGUCCGCUGGGCACGGAUAUUGUUCGCCGAGGGCUCAAGACUGAGAGGAAGAGAGUCGCCGAGAACAUUCACAAAUACAUCACGAAAGGUGCUACGCUUCUUAUGCGGGAAUCGACCAAACGGAUUCCCAAGGAUGGCUCGGCCGAGACAGAUGCCGGCAUUGUCCAGAAGGAAGGCGAGGAUGAAAGCCCAGCAGAGUCCGGGGAUGUUAUCCGAAUUGAGCAUGACAAGUACAUCGAAGAGAAACGAUGUGUGACUGACAAUAACGCCACCUCGGUCGAAUACAUUGACGACUACAUCUUCACCAACAAGGCGGGAGCUUUCUUUCAGAACAACAACUCCAUCCUCUCCGGCUUCACAGACUACAUCCGCCAACUCGCGCUCCCCAAAGACAACGAAAAGGACGCCAAGCCAAUCAAAUAUCUUCUCGACGCCUACUCCGGCUCCGGUCUCUUCACUAUCACCCUCUCGCCUCUCUUCAAAUCGAGUCUGGGUGUCGACGUGGCCGGCGACUCCAUCAUAUCCGCCCGCGAGAACGCCCGUGCCAACGCCCUCCCCAACACUGGGUUCGCCGCGGCAGAUGCCGCCGUUCUCUUCAAGGAUGUCCCGUACCCUCCUGAACAAACUCUCCUCGUGAUCGACCCGCCACGCAAAGGAUGCAGCGAUGACUUCCUCCGCCAGCUGCUGAGCUAUGGUCCCCGCCGCGUCGUCUAUGUGAGCUGCAACGUGCAUACACAGGCGCGCGAUGUUGCCGUUAUGGUCCAGGGCGAUGCAAACUGCAGAUAUGAGAUUGAGAGUAUCCGCGGAUUCGACUUCUUCCCGCAGACCGGACAUGUGGAGGGUGUAGCGAUUCUUAAUAAGGUGCCCGCCUCGGCGUCUUGA
Aspergillus clavatus NRRL 1 is the source of this 1740-nucleotide messenger RNA. Its product is annotated as tRNA (uracil(54)-C(5))-methyltransferase. Gene Ontology annotation, biological process: tRNA processing. The transcript has a single exon. The coding region runs from base 1 to 1740 and encodes 579 amino acids. The record is from RefSeq and is a predicted model, not a curated record. NCBI's taxonomy places the organism in Eukaryota, Fungi, Ascomycota, Eurotiomycetes, Eurotiales, Aspergillaceae. Gene Ontology annotation, molecular function: tRNA (uracil(54)-C5)-methyltransferase activity, S-adenosyl methionine-dependent.